UUCCCAUUUAUUUUCUUUAUUAAUCAAAUAAAAUCCCCAAACUACCCUUCUCAUCAACCUUCAAAAACUCACCAGCCACCACAGCACCACUCAUAUAAGCAUAAAAAAAAUAUCACGUAAAUAAUUGCGCAUAAUUAGGGUUGUUUCCAUAAAUCCCUGCAACUUGCACCUCCCUCUUUACCCUUAUAAACAAACAAACAACAAAAAAAUCAAGAAACCUUACAAUUUCAAGAAAUCAAAAAUCAAGAAACCCUAUAAUUUCAAGAAAAUUAAAGAUCGGAAUUCAAGAAAAUGAAAGGGUGUGAGCUAUGCGGCGGUGUGGCCAGAAUGUAUUGUGAAUCGGACCAAGCUAGUUUAUGCUGGUCGUGCGAUGAGAAAGUUCACUGUGCUAAUUUUCUUGUGGCGAAACAUUGUAGAAAUCUUCUCUGUCAAGUUUGUCAAUCUCCGACUCCAUGGAAGGCUUCCGGUUCGAAACUCGGCCCGACUGUUUCCGUCUGCGAUUCUUGCUUCUCUUUGCAUAAUAAAAACGCCGGACAAGAAGAAAAUGAUGAGAAACAAGAGAGUCUCGCCGGAAAUGAACACGAUGUCGGUGAUGUCGACGAUUUUGACAGCCAGGACGAUCUCGACGACGACGACGACGAGGAUGAUGACGACGGCGAUGAUGAAGAUGAUGAUGAGGAGCAGGAGGAAGAGGACGGAGAGAAUCAGGUUGUGCCGUGGACGGUGACAUCGCCAUCACCGCCGGUGGCUUCUUCGUCGAGCAGCGAGGAAGAAGAAGAUGAGAAUUCGAGUAGAUCGGUGACACGCGUGCGGAAACAUAGAGAUUAUCUAGAUUCUGAUGAUGAAAUCGGAUGUUCAUCGUUGAGAAAUGACGAAGGGAAUUCAUCAGAACCGUUGAGGCCAUUAAAGCAACAGAAAAUAAACGAUGAUGAUCAUGAUGGUCAAAGAGAGUCAAGAUCAACGGCUAUUAUUGACUCAUUAAAGAGACUACAAAGCAAAAUGGUAACAAGCAGAGAAACCGCGUCUGCAGCUAUGCUCGAGAUUUGCAGGCUGGGCAGAGACCAUCACAGCCGUUGAUUUUCAAUCUGUUACUGACUAUACUUUUUCUUCUUUUUAUCUACUGGAACUGGACUACAUUUUAUGACCAUACCUUUUUCUUUUGCGAUUUUUAGAUUAUUUUAUUAUUUUAUUUACUAUUUAACCUUUUUAGGCUAAUUUAAACCUUUUUUAAUACUCUAUUUUGUGUGUGUAAAUGAGAGUGUUUAUUUGUGUAAUACUGCAUUUCUAAAUAUUUAGUCUCUGUUUAAUGGCUAA
This is a messenger RNA of Mercurialis annua (annual mercury), 1314 nucleotides long. RefSeq lists its product as uncharacterized. The transcript has 2 exons. The coding region runs from base 292 to 1077 and encodes 261 amino acids. NCBI's taxonomy places the organism in Eukaryota, Viridiplantae, Streptophyta, Magnoliopsida, Malpighiales, Euphorbiaceae. Gene Ontology annotation, molecular function: zinc ion binding. The record is from RefSeq and is a predicted model, not a curated record.